AUGGACAUUGUAACCAUCUAUGCGAUUGCCGCUGGCGGCAUUUUUGUCGCAUUCUUCUUUAUCCAGACUUUGUCUAGCGUGACAAUCUGGGCAGAUUUCUUUCGUGUCUUUGUGUCACGACACCUGAUGCUCCCUUUUGUCAUUCGAAGGCAUCGUCUCUGGGGCCCAUGGAAUAGAGCUGGCAUGCUACUGCAUCUGACAUAUGUCGCAGUCAAUCUCUUGCUUAUUUUCUUCAAAAUAAAGUCUUUGGUUGGGGCUGGCCGCCGGGCUGGAGAGUUGGCUCUCGUCAACUUGGUGUUCCCUUUGUCUGCCAUCCAUCUAAGCUACCUGGCUGAUAUUCUAGGUAUCACAUGGAAGACUUGUCGCAAGAUACAUCGCGCUACCGGUUGGAUGGCUGUUUUUCUGCUAUCGUUUCAUAUAAUAGUGGCGUUUCAGACACAGGCCUUUACAUUCCCUCUUCGGGAAGUACGAAACCUCUUUACCCUACUUGCUGCAAUUUCACUAGGCCUGCUUGUCCUGCUUUCUCUCCCAUCGGUUCGACGGUUGUCUUACGAAAUCUUCCUCCGAGCACAUCAGGUGCUCGCUGGGCUCUUUGUCUACGGCAUUUGGCAACACCGCCCCUCCCACAGCCAUUCCUCAGAAAUAUAUCUCUUGGUUGCUUUAGGUGUCUUUGGACUGUCUCUACUCUCACAGAGUAUGGUCCUCCUCUAUCGAAACGGCCUGCUCUCGGGCCGCGGCACUCCCAGGGCCAUCGUCUCAUUUAGCAUGAGCGAUGCUGAGGAAGGUACUGUGGUGAACGCUGUACAUAUCCGGGUACUCUUACCUCGACCUAUGAGAGUGGAAGCUGGUCAAUAUAUCAAUCUCUGGAUGCCGUCGGUCAGUCUAUGUUCGUGGAUGCAAACACAUCCAUUCACCAUCAUGUCGUGGUCCAAAGGUAAGCAGAACACCCUGGAGUUGCUGGUAAAGCCACGUAGUGGCUUAACUGCGAACCUUGCCCGUUAUGCACGCAUUGACGGGGGGAGCUCCAUUUCUUUCCUGGCUUUGUUCACUGGCCCUCAUGGGGUUGGUGAAGAAGUUGGGCACUGCGAAACUAUACUAUUGCUUGCCAGCGGAUCUGGUAUCGCCGGGGCCAUACCACACUUGAAGAAAACGAUCUACGGCUACAACACUUGCACCUCCCAGAUCCGUCGGCUACAUUUGGUGUGGCAGGUAGAAUCAAUUGGCGAGAUGAGCGCAGCUCUGAUUCUGCUGAACAACCUCUUGAAGGAUGAUAUCAUGGAUAGCGGCUAUAUACUGCAUAUCUCCAUUUAUGUCAGAAACGGCCUUGGCCAUAAAAGGCUGCCUUUUGGUCAGCACGAACGAGUCUACCUAUACCAGGGGGUACCGGAUUACCAGAGCAUAAUCUCACUCGAAGCCAGCGGUACCCAGAUCGAAAGACUGCCGAACAUGUGGGACGAGCAAGGCCGGAUGCUGAUCCUAGUCUCGGCAAAGGACGAGCUUCGGGAUCGCAUACGGGAAGUAGUACGAGAAUACCUCCAUAAUGGGGUAAAACUUUCCGAGUUGGAGUACCAGCCCAGUGAUUGA
Molecule: messenger RNA, 1584 nt
Organism: Penicillium alfredii
Lineage: Eukaryota; Fungi; Ascomycota; Eurotiomycetes; Eurotiales; Aspergillaceae
Product: ferric reductase family protein
Exons: 4
Coding region: 1-1584 (527 amino acids)
Biological process (GO): iron ion transport; copper ion import; intracellular iron ion homeostasis
Cellular component (GO): plasma membrane
Molecular function (GO): ferric-chelate reductase activity
Source: RefSeq, a predicted model, not a curated record